Molecule: messenger RNA, 4286 nt
Organism: Doryrhamphus excisus (bluestripe pipefish)
Lineage: Eukaryota; Metazoa; Chordata; Actinopteri; Syngnathiformes; Syngnathidae
Source: RefSeq, a predicted model, not a curated record
CAAAUCCAGUCUACUUAUGACCGAUAUGCUUAAAAGAAACAUCGAUACAUCGCCCAGCCCUUCCUGAAUUAAUACUAAAAGUGCUAAUUGUAUUGAUAUAUCAGUGUAGCUUGCCUGGAGGGGGAAAAAACCAUGUCUCACAUUAUCAUUCCUUCCCCAACUCAUUUCGAAAGUUGGCGCCCUUUAAGCAGAAGGAGGCCCUUUCCUAUCGAAGUAACACACUAUGUUCAACAUGCUGAAACGUUAAAGUGUUGGAAACUUCAUCGAGUUCAGAUAAGUAAUGUGAAAUUUUGUAAAAAUAUUUUGCUUCGUUGAGUCGCUUUUAAUUGUUCUCGUUCACAGCUUUUGUCUUGCAUCGGAGCGACAACGUAUAAGCAACAAGUUAUCGUAACUAGUUUACGUAAGUGAGCUGGGAAUGAAAAUAAAGAAACAAGCGGUAGAGCAGCAAAGAAAAUGGAAGCGACUGACAAGCGCCUGGACUUGUUUGUUCAACAGCAAAGAGCUGGUGAACCUUUUCAUAUGGAUCGACCAAGAGUCCAGCAUUUCCAUGACGAUGGACUUCCCAGUAAUAAACAACAAAGUGGUGUGUUUGACUAAAACGGAGCGGGAGGUCAUCACUGUGGACAAUGUCUCCAAGGUGUUACUGAUUGAAGAUGUUCAUGGAGAAGACGUACUCAGCUUCAUCACUGCGCUGACUCAGGAGGUCGUCUGCCCAUUGCUUAACAACCAAGCAAAUGAUGGUGAAUGGGCGCCUGGCGCGGCCGAGGAGACGCUGAUCCUCAUGGAGCGGCUAAAGAACGAAGCUCUGGUGAUGAAGGCUCAGCAGGAAGGAUGGACUUUUCUUCCGCUUCCCAAAAAUCUCCAUGACAACAAGGAGAGGACGUCCAGUGACAUCAAGCUACUCCAUGCCUGCGAGUCAGUCAUCAUUGAGUGGGCGGGGCUUGUGUCAGAGUUCCUGCAGCAGAACCCAUCUCAGCUGCUGUUGGAUGGAAUCAAACCGCAACCUUCAGAGGAGUUCAACUUCUGGAACAACAGGUUGACGAACCUGCAGCUUAUCCAGCAGCAGAUGACAAGCAGCAAAGCCCAGCAGGUGGCGUCCUUCCUUCAGUCAACUGGGGGUCCAUACCGCUUCAUCUUGAAACAAAUUUAUGAAGAUGUUCAGAAAGGUCUCAGAGAGGCCCACGACGCCACAGAGAAGCUGCAACCUCUGCAGGACAAACUGGAUAAAAUAGAGCGUCUGCAGUAUCGUCAGCUGAGAGACAAAAUGGCCGCUGUGAUGGAGAAGGUGAACGAGGUGUGGAUCAACUCACACUUCCAUUGUAAACCCUGCUGGAUCGUGGUGCUCCUGCAGGAAAUCUGCAAUCUCUUCAUAGACUGGAGCAGGAAGUUCCUACACGGCCAGGAAGUAAUGCAGGGUCUGCUUGCGGACCCCGCUCAGGUUCUUGAUGAUAUUCGAGUAGUGAUUUUGACGUUGCAGUGUCUCAAGGACAAGUACAGUCAGUACAGGACUAUGUUGGAGAAAAAGAAUGGGGGCUCACGCAUGUGGGAGUUUCCUUCACACUUGGUCUUCUCAGAGGUGGAUGACUUCCUGACACGCCUGCUCAGCAUCCAGGAAGUGUACAGCGUCCGUCUGCAGUUUCAAUUGGAGCAGGUGGUUCUAGCAGGGGGGCGUGGCAAGAUGUGGACCAACGCUGUGGAGGAAGUAUACCAGGACUUCCUGAAACAGCUUCACCUUCUGACUGACUGUCGAUACGACGCCAGCGAGCCCACAGAUCAGAACUUCCCAAUGCAGGCCUCCUCCUUCCAGGACCAUGUGCUGGACCUGGAAGCCAGGCUGCUGUCCAUUCUCAGAGGAACUAUGGAGGACUGCUGUGUGUCCUCGUCUGCAGUCAAGUUACUAAACAUGUUCGGCCCAGUACUGGAGCGCCCUCUGAUCCAGGAGCAGCUCCGUCCUCAGCUUGUACAGCUGGUGGACAUGGUCAUGACAGAACUUGACCAGGUAGAAUCCCUGGUCAAGAGUAAAAGUUUGACAACAGAAGUGUCGUCCAAGUUCAAGGCCAGUCCGGCCGCCACCCUCAGGUGGACUCAACAACUCCUGCUGAGGGCUCACAGUGUCCUCAUGAACUUCCAGACGGUCCAAUAUCUAUGUGGGGAAUCAGGUGAGCCGGUCAUGCAAAAGUUUCAGAAGAUUGUGGCCUCGGUUGUGGAGCUCAGAAACACGGUCAGACAGGACUGGAGCCGUCAACUCGACACCGAAUCUGCUUUCAUUUUGGAACAUCCUCUGAUUGAACAGCAGCAGCAAGGCAUGAUGGAGAUUCCCUUCAGACACAAACUGGAGGCGAUGCUGAGUGAAAUUAAGCAAGUGAGCUGGGAGAAGGAUCUGGAGCUCCCCCCGGAAGCUGCUCGAGUAUUGAAGUUCAGACGUGACAUCACAAAGAGCUAUCUGUGUCUAAGUCACAUGGUGUCAUGCUACAACCAGGUGGUGAGCGGAGCUCUUUCAGAGGACCUUCCUCUGAUCCAGGAUCAGCUGCAGGAGCAGAAGGAAAGUCUGUUAGAGCUACACAACAACACGUGGAGAAGUGAAGGUGUGCACCAGUUGAUUGCGCAGAAGAGAGAAAGCGUCACAGCUUUCUUUGCCUCAGUGAGUGAAGCGCGUGCCAACACAGCCGCCAUAUCUCGCAUCACGCAGGGGUGGGUGGAGCUUCCCCUGCUGCAGCGUGAAGGUAACUUCCUCGAGAAGGGAGAAGAUACAGAGCAGAGCUACAAUCGUCUGAGAGAAGACAGCGAGGAAGUUCUCAGGCUGACUCAGGAGAACCACAGACUGUACGCAAUACAAGACACCUCCCAGUCCUGGUCUGACUAUCUGGACCAUGUGGACCAGCUUGUCCAGGACGGACUUUUACAGCUGCUGCUGCGCUCACUGCGAUUUCUGACAGACAACAUGAAGCCAGAGAGUCGUGGGGGGGCCUUGUUGCAGGUCUCACUACAGCUGCAGUCAACAGAAAGUGUCUUUGAGCCGUCUCUGGACGGAGACCUGGCUGACCAGUUGAAGUCCUUCAUCGAUGAUGUUUACUUGGCCGCCAGCUUUGCACCAAGGUUCUCAGUUAGUUGCCCUGGCAACCACCAGGAGGCGCUGCGAGAGAACGCCGACCUUAUAGUUCUGGAACAGCAAGUGAUGCAACGCCUGGUGGAGGUGAGAGGGGAGGCGGCGCUUCUAAGGGCCGACUUGGACAGGUUCUCACCUCUUUGGAAAAGCCACAAGCGGGGGGUGAUGCAAGAAUUCCUGACCUAUGGCAGGAAGCUGGGGCCUGAUGAGGAGGAAGUGGAGGAGGCCCCACCCACCCUGGCAGACUUUCAAAGAGAGAUCCAGUCCCUCCAGAAACAGAUGACAAAAGUCAAUCACUUGAAUGAGAAUGUGCUGCUGCACGGCUGGCUCCAGGUUGAACUGCGACCUUUCAAAACUGCACUGCGCCUGUUCAUCCACAACUGGAUCAGCAUGUACACGCAGCACCUGCUUAAACUGGUGCGACACAGCAUGUCUCAACGCAGUGUUGACGAGGAGCAAGAUGAAUAUAGUAAGAAGUCUGCCUCCAGCUUCCCUCUGACAGAAACCAUCAUGCUGCUGGAAACUGUGGGAGUGGAAGUUCCUGAACUCACCACAUUGUUGCAGAGCUGAUAACCAUGUCAGAUGUUCAUACAGUGUACACAUACUAGUGUGUUCAUUAACCAAGUCACAUGAACAGUGAAGAUAAAUAAAUGCUUUAAUAUCAUCAAAAGUGGACAUACACAUCCAUGCAUCCGUCAGCCACUCUUAAGUCAGUUCAGGAGGCACAAUGACCAAAAUGUUGAUCUGGUCUUUGGCGCCACGCCGACUUUCCACUGGAACAGAAAGUACGUAGAAUCCAGUCGGGACACAGAGGCGGACCAAUCAGGGAGCAUCUACCGGCGAUAAACGCCAAAGGCCACCAGGCUAAGAAAGAUGGUGAUUCCCACCAGCGAGGCAGUGGCAGGCGCUGUGAAGAACUGACGGUACUGGAUCUGACAGUACCAAAGCACUGACAGCAUGAGGACGAGCAGCGGGACCAUCAGGCUGCCCACAUUGAGAGCCACCUGCACCUGGUCUGCAGGCCCUGCUCCCGCUGUGGCGCGCGGGGCGUGCUGGGAGAUGUGACAGUGCAGCACGCAGUUGUGAGUCAAGUUGAGCGACUCCAGCGUGAUGGCGUCGUCCUGCAGCAGCUGCCCCUGAUAAAUGAGCCGCACCCGUUGCUCCUGACCCGAAAAGUAGG